Messenger RNA from Myripristis murdjan (pinecone soldierfish), 1502 nucleotides. RefSeq names its product dendrocyte expressed seven transmembrane protein (gene dcstamp). The transcript has 4 exons. The record is from RefSeq and is a predicted model, not a curated record. The coding region runs from base 49 to 1494 and encodes 481 amino acids. Gene Ontology annotation, cellular component: membrane. Lineage: Eukaryota; Metazoa; Chordata; Actinopteri; Holocentriformes; Holocentridae.
AUCAGUGUUUGUUUUCCCGCAGUAUCAGAAGCCAGGAUUGAUGCAGUGAUGCGAGUCUCAUGCACUUCCCUGAAACAAAGCUUCAGGGAUGUUGGCUUUCUUGCAGUGGAUGUUUACACAACUAGCAACAGGGAUGGCUUGGGCAGAACAAUCCUCCUUCUCAUCACCUGCAGCCUGUUCAGCCUCUUCCUCAGCUCCUUCCUGCUCCUGUACCUCCUCUUCACGCUGGACUAUGAGAUUGCAGUUGCUGGUGGGAUAGCCGGUUGCUUUGGGGUUCUACUGACUGUCGCUCUGUUUUUAUCAAAACAAAUACGGUGCACAGGGAUUCUAUUUGCCAUGUCCAUUUUCAUGAAAAAGAGUCGGAACUUGCUCCUGGCUGCUGGGACCAGCGUCGUGGUUCUCAAAAAUAUCCGCAACACUUUGGAGAACCUCACAGGCCUGAUCAGGAGCAUGGUUUGCAACCUGAAGGCAAAGAAAGCAUCCAUCGUCAUCUCACCACUGGAAAACUUUACCAGGAUGUUGAUGUGGAUCGGCAAUACACUCAAGGGAUUAACAAACUUGGAGGUGAUUAAGUUUGACUCUGAGCUCAAUGUUUCAACCAAAUUCGAAGCAGGUUUAUUUACGGAGAAACUCGCUGAUGCUGAGCAGAGGCUGAACAAAAGCGCAAAGUAUGCGGAGGCCAUUGUGAGCACCUUGUUCUCCGUGGCUGACAGAAUGUUCCCUGCCAUCAGCUUCCUCUUGCUCAUGAUGUUUAUAGCCCUGCACAUAAAAAAAUACCGCAGUGACAUGAAGUUUGAAAACACUUUUGUAACCAGCAAAUUUAUUCAGUUUGACCAGAAGCAGAAGGAGCAGGGAAAGCCUCAUGUCCUCCCUCUCACACCAGAGGAAUCAAAGCUGUACGCCUCCGUCCCAUCCGCCCGUCCCACCACCCAGGAAGGGAGGGCUAUGCUGAAAUUUGGCAUUCGAAUUUUGCCCCAUUUUGUUGCUUGGGUCAUUUUUAUAACUGUGGACGCCUUAUUGUACUGCUUCGUCGAUAUUGUAACAAGAAAGUUGUCAGAGCUGGAACCAUUCAGUAUUCCCUUGGUGAUGAACAUCAAAGGGACUUCGAUUGUUAUUGGCCUCAAACUUGGGGAGCAAAACUACCAGGAAGACUUUUCCUACUCCGUUACGCUGUUUGAGAAGAGGUGCCUUCCUAAACCCAAGCUGCUGCUCUAUAGCUCUGUAGUUCCCUUAGCUGCCAUCCUGAUUGCCCUGCUCAUUAUGGCCAUGAUGGCUGCCAAGCUCACCCAGCUCAGGCUAAUGGUCUAUGAGCGCUUCUUCUCUGCCUCUGCAGAGGAGAGGGCAGAGUACCUCCACGCCAAAAUCCUGAGGAAGAGACUGAAGGGGAGGAAGCAGAGAGACAACGUGGGGAGCCCCACAUCAUUCUUUUUCAAGCCACAUUUCUGGUGCCCACUGCUCUUCAGACACAAAGAGGAUUUGCAAAAUUCUGCAUGACGAAAUGA